Messenger RNA from Schizosaccharomyces japonicus yFS275, 951 nucleotides. RefSeq names its product translation initiation factor eIF1A. Lineage: Eukaryota; Fungi; Ascomycota; Schizosaccharomycetes; Schizosaccharomycetales; Schizosaccharomycetaceae. Gene Ontology annotation, molecular function: translation initiation factor activity; double-stranded RNA binding; RNA strand annealing activity. Gene Ontology annotation, biological process: translational initiation; translation. The record is from RefSeq and is a predicted model, not a curated record. The transcript has a single exon. The coding region runs from base 14 to 430 and encodes 138 amino acids.
GCCCAAAACCAACAUGCCAAAGAACAAGGGAAAAGGUGGUAAAAAUCGUCGUCGUGGAAAGAACGAGAACGAGAAUGAGAAGCGUGAAUUGACUUACGCUGAGGAGGGUCAAAUCUAUGCCCAAGUUACCAAGAUGCUUGGUAACGGUCGUGUUGAGGCUGCCUGUUUCGAUGGUGUCAAGCGUUUAGGUCACAUCCGCGGUAAACUGAGAAAAAAGGUUUGGAUUAACCAAGGUGAUAUUAUUCUUCUGUCUCUGCGUGAGUAUCAAGACGAGAAGGGUGAUGUUAUUCUCAAGUACACCGCAGACGAGGCUCGUACUCUCAAGAACCAAGGUGAGCUUCCCGAGACCGCCAAGAUCAACGAAACCGACACUUUUGGCGUUGAAGGCGAUGAGGAUCUUGACUUCGAGUUCGACGUCGAUGCCAUUUAAAACAAAAGUGCAAUCGGGUUUUUUUUGCAUGCUGGAAUUCUUGUUUCUGUAUAUGUAAGCAACAAUAGAGAUUUCUUGUUCGGCUAGAUUGCGCAUGGACGCAAGCUGCAGGACAUGCUUCUUCUAUCUUUGCACAAACACCACCCUGUUAUUCAUAGAGCAUGUUGCUUUCUCGCAUGUUCAGAGGCUUUCAUUGAAUUAAUGUGCUUUCUUCUGCGUGUGGUCUCAGGGGACGACGGUUUCUGUGUGCAAGCUGUACUGCGUACGCACGCUCUGCCUUUAGGACUGUUUCGGUCUUUUUCCUUAAUGGCAUGCGUUUCAUCGGACCAUAAUGUCCGCUCCUAUCCGAGAGUUUUGGUCAAGGAAGAUUUGGGCCGCUCGUUUGUUGCGAAAGUUUUGGAAAAAAGUGAAUGAACUAAUUGAUUUGGGUACGGAGAGUGAUGUAUGAGGGUUAGGUGUGGUACUUUGUUAAGGUAAACCGGUUUGAGGGGAGUGAUGGGAGGAGGUCUCGAAACGGUUUU